Castor canadensis (American beaver) is the source of this 5609-nucleotide messenger RNA. RefSeq names its product insulin receptor (gene Insr). Gene Ontology annotation, cellular component: plasma membrane; insulin receptor complex; axon. Gene Ontology annotation, biological process: positive regulation of phosphatidylinositol 3-kinase/protein kinase B signal transduction; multicellular organism development; positive regulation of MAPK cascade. NCBI's taxonomy places the organism in Eukaryota, Metazoa, Chordata, Mammalia, Rodentia, Castoridae. The record is from RefSeq and is a predicted model, not a curated record. Gene Ontology annotation, molecular function: phosphatidylinositol 3-kinase binding; insulin receptor substrate binding; insulin receptor activity.
CCGCCUUUUCCCGUGGCCCGCACGGGGCCCAGCUGACGGGCCGCGUUGUUUACGGGCUGAGCAGCCCUUGCUCCCGCCGCCCGCCAGCUCAGGUGCCCGCCCGCCUGUCCGCGCGUCCCUCUGCCCCGGAGUCCGCAGAUCGUGGCCCAGAGCGCGCAAGGCCGAGAAGCAGGAGACACGGAGCGCAGCGCGGAGCAUCAGGCUCUGGGAUCACGGGACGGGGUCCGGGCCGCAGUGGCCUGAGGGUCGGAGCCGCCUCCGCCGGGCCGCGCGCCACCGCUUUGGUAACCGCCGAGGCCGCGCGCCCGCCCCGGGGCCGCGUCCAGGGUCCCUGGCGUGGGGGCUCCGGCCAGCGGGCCGCCAGCGGGGAGGAGAAGGACACGCAGUCCCCAAGCGCCUCCCCGAAGGCCGCCUCGAAGCAUGACCCCCGCGGGCCCGCGCCGCGCGCUCUGAUUCGCUGGGACCCCGCGCUCCAGCAGCCAUGGGCGCCGGGGGUCGGCGGGGGGCGGCUGCCGCGGCGCUGCUGGUGGCGGUGGCCUCGCUCCUGGUGGGCGCCGCGGGCCACCUGUACCCUGGAGAGGUGUGUCCUGGCAUGGACAUUCGGAACAACCUCACCAGGCUGCAUGAACUGGAGAACUGCUCGGUGAUCGAGGGACACCUGCAGAUCCUGCUGAUGUUCAAGACGAGACCCGAGGACUUCCGAGACCUCAGCUUCCCCAAGCUCAUCAUGAUCACUGACUACCUGCUGCUCUUCCGAGUGUACGGGCUGGAGAGCCUGCGGGACCUGUUCCCCAACCUCACGGUUAUCCGCGGCUCCCGCCUCUUCUUCAACUACGCCCUGGUGGUCUUCGAGAUGGUUCACCUGAAGGAGCUGGGGCUCUACAACCUGAUGAACAUCACCCGGGGUGCUGUCCGCAUCGAGAAGAACAAUGAGCUGUGCUACUUGGCCACCAUCGACUGGUCUCGCAUCCUGGACUCUGUGGAGGACAACUAUAUUGUCCUGAACAAGGACGACAAGGAGGAGUGUGGAGAUGUCUGUCCUGGCACCGCCAAGGGCAAGACCAACUGCCCUGCCACUGUCAUCAAUGGGCAGUUUGUGGAGCGAUGCUGGACCCACAGCCAUUGCCAGAAAGUUUGCCCCACCAUCUGCAAGUCACACGGCUGCACCGCUGAAGGUCUGUGCUGCCACAGCGAAUGCCUAGGCAACUGUUCUGAGCCUGAUGACCCCACCAAGUGCGUGGCCUGCCGAAACUUCUACCUGGACGGCAGGUGUGUGGAGACCUGCCCACCCCCCUACUACCACUUCCAGGACUGGCGCUGUGUGAACUUCAGCUUCUGCCAGGACCUGCACAACAAGUGCAAGAACUCCAGGCGACAGGGCUGCCACCAGUACGUUAUUCACAACAACAAGUGCAUCCCUGAGUGUCCCUCUGGGUACACGAUGAAUUCCAGCAAUUUGGUCUGCACUCCGUGUCAGGGGCCCUGCCCCAAGGUCUGUCACCUCCUAGAAGGCGAGAAGACCAUCGACUCGGUGACGUCUGCCCAGGAACUCCGAGGCUGCACUGUGGUCAAUGGCAGCCUUAUCAUCAACAUCCGAGGAGGCAACAACCUGGCUGCUGAGCUAGAAGCUAACCUCGGCCUCAUUGAAGAAAUUUCAGGUUAUCUAAAAAUCCGCCGAUCCUAUGCCCUUGUGUCUCUUUCCUUUUUCCGGAAGCUACGUCUGAUUCGAGGAGAGACUUUGGAAGUCGGGAACUACUCUUUCUAUGCCUUGGACAACCAGAACCUGAGGCAGCUGUGGGACUGGAGCAAGCACAACCUCACCAUCAUUCAGGGGAAGCUCUUCUUCCACUACAACCCCAAGCUCUGCCUGUCUGAAAUCCACAAGAUGGAAGAGGUCUCGGGAACCAAGGGUCGCCAGGAGAGGAAUGACAUUGCCCUCAAGACCAAUGGGGACCAGGCUUCCUGUGAAAAUGAAUUACUUAAAUUUUCUUUCAUCCGGACAACUUUUGACAAGAUCAUGCUGAAAUGGGAGCCUUACUGGCCCCCUGACUUCCGAGACCUCUUGGGGUUCAUGCUUUUCUAUAAGGAGGCCCCUUAUCAGAACGUGACAGAGUUUGACGGGCAGGACGCAUGUGGCUCCAACAGCUGGACAGUAGUGGACGUUGACCCGCCCCAGAGAUCCAAUGACCCAAAGUCACAGAAACACCCCGGCUGGCUGAUGCGGGGGCUCAAGCCUUGGACCCAGUACGCCAUCUUUGUGAAGACCUUGGUUACCUUUUCUGAUGAACGGCGGACCUAUGGGGCCAAGAGUGACAUCAUCUAUGUGCAGACUGAUGCCACGAAUCCCUCCGUCCCCCUGGAUCCCAUCUCGGUUUCUAAUUCCUCAUCCCAGAUUCUUUUGAAGUGGAAGCCUCCCUCUGACCCCAAUGGCAAUAUCACGCACUACCUGGUUUACUGGGAGAGGCAGGCGGAAGACAGUGAGCUCUUCGAGCUGGAUUAUUGCCUCAAAGGGUUGAAGCUGCCCUCCCGGACAUGGUUCCCACCAUUUGAGUCCAAAGAUUCCCAGAAACACAAUCAGAGUGACUACGAGGACUCCACUGGGGAUGCUGGUAACUGCCAGGCGUCCGAGUCCUGACAGGAGAUGGGGAGUCUCUUCAAGAAGACCUUUGAGGACUACCUGCACAACGUGGUUUUUGUCCCCAGGCCCUCCAGGAAACGCAGGUCUCUUGGUGACGUGGUAAAUGUGACAAUGGCUGUGCCCACGAUCCCGGUUUUCCCCAAUGUCUCCUCCACUGUGGUGCCCACAACCCCCGAGGAGCACAGGCCCUUCGAGAAAGUAGUGAACAAGGAGUCCCUGGUCAUCUCAGGCCUGCGCCACUUCACUGGCUACCGCAUCGAGCUGCAGGCCUGCAACCAAGACUCUCCUGAAGAGAGGUGCAGCGUGGCUGCCUAUGUCAGUGCCAGGACCAUGCCUGAAGCCAAGGCAGAUGAUAUCAUUGGCCCUGUGACCCAUGAAAUCUUUGAGAACAAUGUUGUUCACUUGAUGUGGCAAGAGCCUCAGGAGCCCAACGGUCUCAUUGUGCUAUAUGAAGUGAGUUAUCGGCGAUACGGCGAUGAGGAACUCCAUCUCUGUGUCUCCAGGAAGCAUUUUGCCCUGGAGCGGGGCUGCAGGCUGCGCGGGCUGCCACCGGGGAACUACAGUGUCCGAGUCCGGGCCACCUCCCUGGCUGGCAAUGGCUCCUGGACGGAACCCACCUAUUUCUAUGUGACAGAUUACUUGGACGUCCCAUCAAAUAUUGCAAAAAUUAUCAUCGGGCCCCUUAUCUUCGUCUUUCUCUUCAGUGUCGUGAUUGGAAGUAUUUACAUAUUCCUGAGAAAGAGGCAACCAGAUGGGCCAAUGGGACCACUGUAUGCUUCCUCAAACCCCGAGUACCUCAGUGCCAGUGAUGUGUUUCCGUGCUCUGUGUACGUGCCGGAUGAGUGGGAGGUCCCUCGAGAGAAGAUCACCCUCCUGCGGGAGCUGGGCCAAGGUUCCUUUGGCAUGGUGUAUGAGGGCAACGCCAAGGACAUCGUCAAGGGCGAGGCAGAGACCCGUGUGGCGGUGAAAACAGUCAAUGAGUCAGCCAGUCUCCGGGAGCGGAUCGAGUUCCUCAAUGAGGCAUCGGUCAUGAAAGGCUUCACCUGCCAUCAUGUGGUUCGUCUCCUGGGGGUGGUGUCGAAGGGCCAGCCAACGCUGGUGGUGAUGGAGCUGAUGGCUCAAGGGGACCUGAAGAGCUACCUUCGUUCCUUGAGGCCUGAGGCUGAGAAUAAUCCGGGUCGCCCUCCCCCAACCCUGCAAGAGAUGAUUCAAAUGGCAGCAGAGAUAGCCGAUGGCAUGGCCUACCUGAACGCUAAGAAGUUUGUGCACCGGGACCUGGCAGCUCGAAACUGCAUGGUCGCCCAUGAUUUUACCGUCAAAAUUGGAGACUUUGGAAUGACCAGAGACAUCUAUGAAAUGGAUUACUACCGGAAAGGGGGCAAGGGCCUGCUGCCUGUACGGUGGAUGGCACCCGAGUCCCUGAAGGAUGGGGUCUUUACCGCAUCUUCUGAUAUGUGGUCCUUCGGUGUUGUCCUUUGGGAAAUCACCAGCUUAGCAGAACAGCCUUACCAAGGCCUGUCUAAUGAACAGGUGCUGAAAUUUGUCAUGGAUGGAGGGUAUCUGGAUCAGCCCGACAAUUGUCCAGAGAGAGUCACCGACUUGAUGCACAUGUGUUGGCAGUUCAACCCCAAGAUGCGGCCGACCUUCCUGGAGAUUGUCAACCUGCUCAAAGAUGACCUACAUCCCAGCUUUCCAGAAGUUUCCUUCUUCCACAGCGAGGAGAACAAGGCUCCCGAGAGCGAUGAGCUGGAGAUGGAGUUUGAGGACAUGGAGAACGUCCCAUUGGAUCGAUCCUCACACUGUCAGAGGGAGGAGGCUGGGGGUCGGGAGGGAGGGUCCUCUCUGGGCAUCAAGAGGAACUAUGAAGAGCACAUCCCCUACACUCACAUGAAUGGGGGCAAGAAAAACGGGCGGAUUCUGACCCUGCCUCGCUCCAAUCCUUCCUAACAGUGCCUGUUUGGGGAAGGGAUUCCUGUAAUCCCUUUCCUCUGGUUUGACACCUCCAGAAAUCUCAGGAUUCUCACAACUCUGCCCCAUGUGAAACAGCUCAGAGAUUGUUCGUACACAUUUCUGUUCAUCUUUUGACCUAACACGCACGCACACGCACACACACACACGUGUGAUUGCCAACUCAACUAGUCGUCAGAGGAUUCAACUGUGAACCUAGAGGGGAGGGGGCUUCCAUGACAGCUGCCCCUUUGGCACCCACAGUUUCAAACCAGGAUUUUCCUUUUUGUUGUUGUUUUCUAGUAGAUUGAAAGAAAACACCUGUUUUUACAAAGAUUGGUUGUUUUUUCCUUUUUCUUUUUUGCUGGUGUCUGAGCUACAGUAUAAAAGAUAAAACUUGUUUGUGGAACACAAGUUUGGAAGAAAGGAAAAACAAAACUGUGUUCCAGGAGAAUCCCAAGCUUUCUAGGUGGGAGUUUGAAAGGUUUAUUAUUAUUAUUAUUAUUUUCUUCUCAUCCAGGCAGAAGGAUUUUAUUUUUUGUUGUUCACAAAAUCAGUUCUUCAAAUUGACCAAUAGCUGCUGCUUUCAUAUAUUUGAUAAAAGGGCGUGUUGUCCUGGCACGUGUGCACAUGUGCACGCGUGUAUAUAUUGGUGUGCUCGUGCGUGUCCAGGUUAGGACCGCUGGUGUGUAUUCAUAGUAUUCACGCUGGAUUGAUGCUUUGGGAAUUGGCUCGUGAACGUUCUGCUGGUUGCAGAAUGUAAGCUCAUGUCCCUUGUCCCCUUCCUUCCUAUGUCCUGGGGGACUGUGCCCUCCAUGGAUUCUUCUUGUGUCAGAACCUUGCCUCAGGUGUCUUCUCUCUCUUCCCUGUGGUGACAGAAUGUUUUCCAGGAGCUGAGGGAAUGAGGAGUUUGGAAUCUUUGGAAGAGAAAGAACUGAGAUGACAGAGAGUUUUGAGAAUAUAUUUGUAACAUAUUUAAUUUUUGAGAAAUCUCUGGCACUUGCCACAUAAGUUAUUGACUGUU